AUGGAAGGCACUCACUCCACCCUUCAAUUGCACAAACCCAUUACCGAACUCUGCUACAUCAGCUUCUAUCUUCCAAAGGGGAAAGUCAGAGGAUUUUCAUAUAAGGGCACUGUAACUCUAGACAAAUCCAAUAAAGGGUUUCAUAACUGCUAUCAAGUCAGGGAGGGGUCAGAUACCAUCAGCCUCAUGCAGCAGCCAUAUGAGAAUCCGGGGGACAUUUUUUUCAAGCAAACCACUACAAAAGACAUCCUCAUUGAGCUCUACAAGCUCACUGCGGAGAAGGAGCGGCUACUGGCCAAUCUGCUGAGCUCACACCAUAUCCUGGGGAUUAAGAUGGGGAACCAGGAGGGGAAGCUUCCUGAGCUGUCUGGGGGGCUGGAAUUUGAGGAUGACUAUUUCCAGAGUUCUGGGGGCUUGCAGGGGGAGCCACUGGCAGGCUCUUUGGACAAGAGGACAACUCUGAAGAACAAAAAAAACAAGAGGUUUGGCAAACGAAGGGAAAGCUUUGAGGAACUCCUGCAGAAGAAACUGAGAAGGAAAGAGCAAGGGGGCCAAGAAUCAACUUCUGGGUCAGGGAGGGACAGGUUUUCUUCAGGCAGCUGCCCUUCUCACUCCUGGGCAAGGCCUAAUCGGCAUCUGGAGGACAGGGGCAACUUGCCCCUGAAUAGGAAUUUUUCAUCCCCACAACAGAGGAGAGAAAGCUAUUCUCCAGAAAUCCCCAGGACACUAGAGUUAGAGCCAGACCUUCAGGCCUCUGUGUCUGGCUAUGAGAAUGCUACCUUGGGAGGGGAGGUGCUGCCUGCGAGCUGUAGCUCCGUGGGGGAUUCCCCAAAGUCUGUCGCUGUUCGUGGUGCUCAGAUGCCACAGGGCAGGGCAGACAAUCAGCAAGCUGGUUUAUCGGAGAGAGGGGAGACCCCUGAGAAGGGCCUCGAAGCAGAGAGGUUGGGGGAGAAAUCGACCAAGAAGACUCGAAGGAAGAGACCGGUCACCAGAGUGAUGACCAAAGUCCAGGAUCUGUCUGCUCAGGUGCAGAGAGUUGUUAAAACCCUCCCUGAUUCUGAGGAAAGGAGCACUCCUCUCCAUGGCCAGGACGUAGGGGAGGGGACUCUCCUUCCCUCUGCCAUCCAGUCCAAGUGUUUUCCCAAAGCAGAUCUGCUCACCCUCCCUGGAGAGGAGGUCCCAGCUCAGCUGGCCAAGAGGAAGGGGAAGAGGCCACAAGGGGACAGGGCCCGGCCACUGGCCAGAGAACAAGCCCUACUUGCCAAUGAAUCUUCCAGCCAGGUGGGAGCCGUGAACAAAGCCCUCCUGAAGGUUAUGCAGAGUGAGAGUUUAGAUGAAGGCAAUGAGUGGAAACGAUUGGGUUUUCCCAACACCAGAAAAACUGUUUAUCCCCUCCCAGAGGCCAGGAUUGGGAAGAAAGCGGGGCUGCCCCUAAGUAGCCACCAAGCCUUGAAUUCGAGUGGGUCCCCCAAAGUGGACCCUGGCUCUCCCUGGCCCAGGGCAAAAGAGAAGAGGCCUUCCCCACCAUCGCCGGCACCUGUCACCACUCUGUUUAAUAAUUCAUCCCCACCAUCCAACACGCCUAGACAAAUGUCAUCUGUUCCAUCUCUUUUAUCUUCAAGGCUUCCCAGCCCUCAGCUGCAUCACCGUAUCCUCCGGCUUCCUCCCCAGCCAAGUGAGAGGGAAGCUGCACUCUGUGACAGCCCCAGCAGGAAGCCAGGCACCUCCUCUGGGCUCCCCUUGGCUGACCCUUCCGUGCUGCAGCCUUCUACCAGGGUUACAGAGACUGAAGGAGCCGGGCUGGCCUCCCUCCGAGCAGGCCUGCCUUGCUUCGUGCCCGGGGAGCGUUUGGAAAAGGCUCCAGGGCAAGGGAAGGCUGCUGCUUUGCCCCAGAACCAGCUGGCUCCAGGUAUCUCCCUAGAGGGCUUCAUCAAGGAUGGCUUCACUGAACAGUCAACAUAUAAGGAGAGCUCCAGUAGGGACAGAGAUGUAUGGGUCUUGGGCUACAGAUCAGGACCAUCCUAUCCCUUCCUGGUCCAUGAGGAGAAAGAGAAGCCCAGCAGGAGUGAGUUACAUUUGGACCUUCAUGCUGACCAGAGUCCCACUGAGCAGGAUGAUAGAACUCCUGGACGACUCCAGGCUGUGUGGCCACCUCCAAAGACAAAAGAUGAAGAAGAAAAAGUGGGAUUGAAGUACACAGAAGCAGAGUACCAAGCUGCAAUUUUACACUUGAAGAGGGAACACAAAGAAGAAAUUGAAAACCUUCAGGCCCAGUUUGAACUGAGGGUCUUCCACAUUAGGGGAGAACACGCUGUAAUAACGGCAAGACUAGAAGAAACCAUUGAGAAUCUCAAGUGUGAGUUAGAACACCGGUUGAGCGGAGGAUGUGAAAAGACAAGAGAUGCUUGCAUCUCUACAGAAGAUGAUUAUCCACCAAAGACCUUCCGAAAUGUCUACAUACAAACUGACAGAGAGACGUUUUUAAAACCCAGUGAAGAUGAAAGCAAAACCAUUAAAAGUAACCAAAUAGUACCCAAAAAACUGAAUAUUUCCUCUCUAAACCACAUAUCUCCCCCAAAUGAUAUCAAAGAUAUCUCUUCAACCCUCCAAUCUUUAGAAAGUUGCUCAUCUGGUCAACAAAAGUCGUCUCCCCCUCCUGCUCCUCCACUGCCAAUAGCAAUCCCUCCACCUCCUCCCCUUCCACUAGUACUUGAUCCUCCACUGUUAUCGUCACAAUCGAGUGCUGGGCCACCACCACCGCCUCCUCCUCCACCACCUCCUCCUCCACCACCUCCUCCUCCCUUACCUCCAAGCUCUGGGAGUCCCCUUCCCCCUCCCCCACCACCCCUUCCUGUCCCACCACCUCUCCCCAGCACUGGGCUACCACCUCCACCUCCUCCAGCUCCUCCAGGAAUUGGACCACCACCUCCUCCUCCUCCCUUCUUUGGAGGCAACACAUCCUUUAGCCAGAUUCCUCGAAAGCCUGCCAUUGAACCCAGCUGCCCCAUGAAGCCUCUGUACUGGACAAGGAUUCAAAUAAGUGGUGGAAGCCAAAGUACUACACCAACCCUAUGGGAUUCCUUAGAAGAACCUGAUAUUCAAGACCCAAGUGAAUUUGAGUAUUUAUUCUCCAAAGACACCAUUCAACAAAAGAAAAAGCCUUUGUCAGAAUCCUAUGAGAAGAAAACCAAGGUCAAAAAGAUCAUUAAACUGCUAGAUGGAAAAAGAUCUCAGACUGUGGGAAUUUUGAUAUCUAGCUUGCAUUUAGAAAUGAAAGAUAUCCAACAAGCAAUUUUCAAUGUGGAUGAUUCCGUGGUAGAUUUGGAAACAUUGGAGGCCCUGUAUGAAAAUAGAGCCCAGAAGGAUGAGCUGAUAAAAAUAAGGAAACAUUAUGAAACCUCCAAAGAAGAGGAACUUAAACUACUGGACAAACCUGAGCAAUUCUUAUAUGAGUUAGCCCAGAUUCCAAAUUUUGCUGAACGUGCCCAGUGCAUAAUCUUCAGAUCUGUCUUUUCUGAAGGUAUUACCUCUGUUCAUCGAAAGGUGGAGAUCAUUACACGGGCUUCAAAGGGCUUACUAGACAUGAAGAGCGUAAAGGAUAUUUUAGCCUUGAUUCUUGCUUUUGGGAACUAUAUGAAUGGAGGAAACAGGACUCGGGGUCAGGCAGAUGGAUAUAGCUUGGAAAUUCUGCCCAAACUCAAGGAUGUCAAAAGUCGGGAUAAUGGGAUUAAUCUAGUAGACUACGUUGUGAAAUAUUAUCUGCGCCAUUAUGACUCGGAGGCAGGAACAGAGAAGAGUAUUUUUCCUCUCCCUGAACCACAGGAUUUCUUUCUGGCUGCCCAAGUCAAGUUUGAAGACCUCAUUAAAGACUUGAGAAAGCUGAAGAGACAACUGGAAGCAAGUGAGAAGCAGAUGGUGGUUGUGUGCAAGGAGUCCCCAAAGGAGCAUCUCCAGCCUUUUAAGGACAAGCUAGAGGUGUUCUUACAGAAAGCAAAAGGAGAGCAUAAAAUGGAAGAAACCCACUUGGAGAAUGCUCAGAAAAGUUUUGAAACAACGGUAGGAUAUUUUGGGAUGAAGCCAAAGUCCGGUGAGAAGGAGAUCACGCCCAACUAUGUGUUUAUGGUGUGGUAUGAAUUCUGUAGUGACUUCAAGACCAUUUGGAAGCGAGAGAGUAAAAAUAUUUCUAAAGAAAGGCUGAAAAUGGCCCAGGAAACAGUCAACAAGUUAACAGCAGAAAAGAAGGUGGAGACAAAGAAAAUCAAUCCCACUGCCAGUCUGAAAGAAAGACUGCGUCAAAAGGAAGCCAGUGUGACCACCAACUGAAAGGAGACAUAUGAAAAGGAUGACAGUGGGACUUGAUAAACUUGCAUGAUGCUUUAUGGUGUGACCAGUGCCCUGGAGAGCACUUGGUAGAAGACUUGGUUACCAAACAUUUGCUUUUGCUCUACUUUUCCUGAAAUUAGCCAAGGAAAACUCUCCAGGUCUUUGCAAAGCAAGACCCUCAAAAAUCCAGAGGAACAAUGAGAAGCUGUUUACAGGAACACUAGAAAGAAUUCUGGUAACUACAUCUUGGGGGUAUCCAAAGGGAUCCCCUCUGCUAAGUGACUAAUGGAUGCACUGUGUCUAUUCAAGGCUUAUUGACCAGAGCAUGGUAUAUAUGUUGCAACAGAUGAAGGAGGGAGCUGUUAUCAACACACCUGCCCUAUAAGAUCGUUUUUAAGCCUUGGUCUUCUCUUGCUGCUGCUUUGAUGAUUGGCCCUACUUUAAUCAUGUUGGAAAGAAUAUGCAUCCUUCUCCUCAGAAGGGUUAAAGAUUUCUAUACAUAAAUAUAUCCUGUAUUUUAUUAUUUUACUACAGCUAUUUUUAGAGACCCAAGACUUUGUAAAUAUCCCAGGUUAAAAGAUUGUUUUGCACACCAGUGGGGAGGGGAAGAAGUAGCCAAACUCCAUUCUCCGAGGAGAAUGUCUAAUGACUCCAGGUAGUUGGCCUGAACUAAGUUAAUUCCGUUGUUUUGGUGUGAUGACUAUUUGGUGUUCUUCCCUCUGGGUCUAGGUAUGCAGGAAUCCUGCAUACUCAACUCCCAAAAGACAAAAAAAUUUACUCGAACAACUUGAGGAUCAAAUUCAUUGCUUGUCCAGAAGAGAAAAAGUGGCAAGUACAUUUUACAUUUCAGACUGGCGUUUGAUUAUUGAUGCCACAGAACAGCCUGACAUCAAUGAUGUAGUCCCCAAGCAAGAUUUUGCUGCCAGAACAGUUUAAUUAGGGAGUACCUGGAGAUCCCUGGGUUCCUUCUUGCUCCUGUAUCAAAAGAGAUCAGGAGUCAGAUGAGAAAACUUUCUCACUAACAAGUGAUGUUUGUGGCAGAUAAAGGUCCUCAGUGUAGAAAUAAAUGAGCACAGGGGGAAAGAUCUUUAUGUCCAAAAGAAAAAAAAAAGUAGGCUACUCUUGAGCAGGUAGUUUUGUUUUGUUUUGUUUUGUUCUAUGAACCUGAGAAACUAAGAGUAGCUACUGGGACAUGAGUCAUGAUGAUAUGGUUGUGAGCCCAGGGAAAACCCAUCACGGACUCUUCCCCUGACCUGACUAUCCUUACUCCCCUUGUCUGCCCUUUGGUUCUCAGACAGAAAGCAUAGGACAGAGAAGAAAGUAAAGAGAGGUUUGAGGUGAUGUUUCUGAAGGCAGUAAAGCUUCCUCUGCUGAUCAGUAGAGGACCAUCUAGAAGCAAGAAAUACCCCAUGAGUGCCUUUUCCCUCCCUACUGCCUCUGAUAUCCAUCGCCCUUCUCCUCAGGCUCCUAGAUCAUUCCUCCUUGUCAGGUCCCUGAGUCUCUCUCCGUUGUGUGGUCCCCACCAACCUGCCAGUCAGCAGUCCUUUCAGGAAUUGCUGCGAAUAGAAGCAUCUAAUAAAAAUACCACUUCAUCCUUAACACAGUUUUUAUCUCUAAGGAGUUUUAAAAAAUGCGUCAUGAAGGUCAAAUCAAAGCAUAGGAAGCAUAUUCACACAGGUGCUAAUUGUUUUCUUUAAGCUACCAAAAAAAAAGAAAGAAAAUGAUUAGCUUUUUGUACCCCCAAAUAAAGUGCUAGGACAAUCAAGGUAAAACGUCUAUGCAGAACUAAGAAGGACUUACUUGACCUCUUAGUUAAAGAGCCUUCUAUCACUGGGUUCUUAUGUUUCCUAUUCUGUCUCACUCAGAUGUGAUGAGAUCUCUGGGAAUUUAUCAGCUAAUAAAUCUGAUGGUAGUGACCCUUUUAAAACAAAAGCCAUCCAGUACUGUCAGGAGUUCCUCCUGGCAUUUACACGUGGAAGAAGAGUAUAGUAAGGUUCCUAAGAUUUCUGUGGCAUAGAGCUACUUCUAAUUUGCCUGAAGCCCAGAGAUCAACAGAUGAGUUUAUGAUCAAAGAUAUAGAAGUAUAGGCCAUUUUAACAGCUGGGUAUAAUAACAACUAAAUUCAUGAUUGAUGGAUGUGUUUGUGUAUGUGUGCAUGUGGCUACCCCAAAAUGAGGAAGAACAAGGGGAAACUCAUCCAGAACAUUGGACAUUUCCAAAAAGGAGGGGGGCUAUCACAGCUGCUGAAUUCCCUACCCACUCUUCAGUGGAAAUGUCCACAUACUUCUAAGGGAAGGAGUUCCUAACAACAGUAUAUCUUCCUAUCCCUCAAAAAAAAAAAAAUACUACAGCUCCAUAUGGAGUAGGCAGGGAACUGGGUUCAUGGUAUUAUCCAGCUCUCCCUCAACCCAGUAGAAAGGGCAAAUUAUCAGUAACUACAAUUACCUGACCAACCAGAUCCAGAAUCCAGAAACUAGAUCAAAUGGUCAAAUGUGACCAUCCACUUAAGUACUCAUAAGAUAACAGCUUCUGAGCAUGUUCCCCCCUUACCUAAGGAGCAUGCUAAUAUCCUUGUAGCCAAUUUCUUGGUGCCAUAAAUCCCAAGGCUGCAUGUUUACUGAAGUGCAGAUUCUUACAAAAACAUGAUUGCAAUAAGCAUUGAUUGCUGGAUGUGUAUAUGAUGCUUACAUACUACUGCCUAUCCAGGUACAAAGGCAGAAAAGCCAUAACAGGCCACAGAAUAACCUGUAGCAUAUUAUAAAGAAUAUUAGAAGGUGGGCUCUCUCUUGCACACAGACUUCUAAUCCAAGUUGAAAAGGAAGGAGGAAAAGCAAAGUGUGGGUAAGUAAGAAUGGAAAUAUGAGUGCUAGGUGGCAUUUCACAGCCUAGCAUCUCAAUACCUGGUAACAAAACAUGAGGGGAAAAUGGUCAAUCUUGACAAUCAUCUCAUGCAACAAGAGCAUGCCUUUUAAGCAACUGAGCCCUGUUUAUAGGAAGUGCCUUCAGAGACCCUUAGCAACUUGCUAGGGCACCCAAGGCAAGGAAAAACAUGAAAUCUGGAAAAUAACAGAGGGAAACCCUCUGGUGCUAUAUCUUGCAUUUCUCCAACUGAAAUGGAUUCUAUCUUAAAGUUAGCAAAGGGAAUGAACACUUAUGAUUUUUCAAUGAAUAUACAGAAAUCACUGCAGGGUCUGGGGUUGGACUAGGUGAUCUUUAAGACCAUUUCUAGCUUCCAUGGUCUCUAUGGAGUCCCUUCAGUGAGGUAACCACUUUCACACUAAGGUCUCAUACCCUACUACUGAGGAAACUGGGGAAAGUGCACGUAUUAGGAGAAAAAUUUGAUAUAUGGGGGGGCUGUGAAUGACUUUAAAACUUUAAUGAUAUUGAUGAAAUGGUCACUGUUAUUUUCCCAAGGACCAGUUGUAGAUGAAAUAGGAGAGCUACAGGUAUACUCGAAUAAUGGUUUGCCUCUGAGUUACAAAUCUCACCAUAGAUUUUGCAUCCUGUUCUCAGGCAGUUUCAGCUUAAUUUUAUUAUUGCUUCUCUAGAUGUUUCCAUUACUUUCUUUCUCCUACUAUUUUUCCCAACCUUGAUGGUUUAUAAUAUAAAAGUAUACAACAGAAAGUAAAUAUAUAAAUCUUAGGUCAUACAAAGGUAGGGCAAACUCCAGGAUUCUACUUGGAAUAAAGGAAGCAGGACACCAAAGGACUUGGUUAUUACACAGGGUUUGUACCCACCAUCAACCCUUAAUCAUAAACAGUGGGUAGAAAGAAAAUCCCAUUUAUAAGAUAUGUGAGAUCUCAUCUUGUGUAAGCAAUGAAUUCAAACAGUUGUGAUUACAUGAUGAUUCUGAGCAGAGUAGUCCCCAACCCCUGUUUGAACCAUCUAUAUAAGUAAAUAUGAACUGUAGUCUAGAUGUGAAUACUUAGGAUGGUGAAAGUCAAUUCCAUUUGAAAAGUCUGUGUACGGGGCAAAACAACAUAUUAUGAUGCAAAAAGCCAUGGACUGAGUCGGAGACCUUGCUCUGCCAUUAAUCGUUAUAUGACAUUCGACAGAGCAACCUUCCUAGACUUCCCUUUCUCCAUCAAGACAAAAGAGUUGAACUACUUAAAUGCCCUCUCUACUCCAAAAUGCUGUAAUACCAAGACAAAGAGGUAGAACAAAUCUUUUUUAAAUUGGUACCAUUCAGCACUCCAAAGAAAAAUCUCAAGAUCAAGUCCUGAACUUUGUCUUAAAUCUGUUGGAGUUCAGAAUUACUUCAAACUCAUCCUAAUGGAUAGUGAGGUCAAGUUUAAGUUUGUGUUAUUGAACUAAUGUUGUUAUAAUUGAAAUGUGGCAUUGGCAAGAGAAUAAGAAAAGACCAAGAUGUAUCCCUGAAGUCAUUGUAAGUUCUUGAAUUUGUCAAAAAUGCAGGUUAAUUUCAUGAUCAUUCAUCCAAAUGGAGUGGUGUCUCUUUUUCUAUGUCCUGUUCUCUGUCAUUUUAGUUUGUAAUAAGCCUUUCAUUUUCAUUUUCAGCAUUUGCAGGCUUGACUCUACUUUUAAUAGAAUGUUAUCAACAAUUAGUGAUUAUUUAGCACUGAAUUUGGUGCCAGAGCCUUUGUUAUGCAAAAAAUAGUAUGGUCAAUAAAGACACUAAGUAACAUUUAAAGUGAA
This is a messenger RNA of Vombatus ursinus (common wombat), 8976 nucleotides long. It is a transcript of the gene FMN1, whose product is annotated as formin 1. Gene Ontology annotation, molecular function: microtubule binding. The transcript has 18 exons. Bases 1 to 4323 code for a protein of 1440 amino acids. NCBI's taxonomy places the organism in Eukaryota, Metazoa, Chordata, Mammalia, Diprotodontia, Vombatidae. Gene Ontology annotation, biological process: actin nucleation. The record is from RefSeq and is a predicted model, not a curated record. Gene Ontology annotation, cellular component: endoplasmic reticulum membrane; actin filament; cytoplasm.